This is a messenger RNA of Dreissena polymorpha, 3076 nucleotides long. Its product is annotated as protocadherin Fat 3-like. The coding region runs from base 606 to 1742 and encodes 378 amino acids. NCBI's taxonomy places the organism in Eukaryota, Metazoa, Mollusca, Bivalvia, Myida, Dreissenidae. Gene Ontology annotation, biological process: homophilic cell-cell adhesion. The transcript has 10 exons. Gene Ontology annotation, cellular component: cell-cell junction; membrane. Gene Ontology annotation, molecular function: calcium ion binding. The record is from RefSeq and is a predicted model, not a curated record.
AAUAAUAGGUUAGUGUUAAUUAUAGAUCAGGAUUAUCAUGCGAGGCUUAGAAAACAAAAAGCACGAGCCUUGGCGAGUGCUUUUUCGUUUUCGUGCCGAGCAUGAUAAACCUGAUCUAUAAUCAACACUAAUCUAUUAUUCUAUUUAUCCCACUUUUCAUUUUGCAAACCUUUUUGUUUAAACAAAAUUAGUUUGAUUAGAUAAUUUCGCUGGAUUUAUGGCGUCAUUUCGUCGAAAUAUUGACGUCAUUUCCUGCCGUUGAUUAUAGAUGAUAUUUAAUCAACGGGGAUUUAAAUUCGCUGUAAAAGUGGGAUACAAAAAUAUGUUUUGGUUGUAUUUACAUGGGAAACAGGGUAUAGCAUGUGAUCAAAGUUUACAUGGCAUUGUAUGACAGGUUAUAUACCAUUAAUUUGACGUGAUAUUUCACAGCCAACGCAAGGCCCGUAUUCACGGGAACGUAUCCACAUACGGAGAGCGUUGAUGAAGGCGCCAAAGUGCCGAGCGACGUACCUGACACCGAUCCUAUUUACACAUUCACGGCAACGGACGGUGACGGUGAAACGGUCUUCCUGACCUUCACAUAUGAUCCAUCGGACAGUAGUGACAUGUUUACUAUAACAGAAACCUCUGUUCCCGCCGGAACUACAAAGGCAGAAGUGUUCCUCAAGGACUUCAGAGAGUUCGACUAUGAAGACGAAAACCACUAUAAAAUUUACUGCGUUGCCAGCGACGGCGUCGCAAAUUCGUCUACCGCUGUCCUGCUCAACAUCCUUAUUGGUGACGUCGGUGAGGCGCCCACCAUUGACCCGCCUGAUCCGUCCUUGGAGUAUGAGGCCUCGGAAGGGCCGGCUGGUAAUAAAAUCGGCGACCCGACGUUCGUGAUUGUCGACACAGACAGCGCUGAGAUUCACAAAUGGACUGUCGUGGGUGGAACAGGUAAAGACUACGUUAACGUAAACGUUCUGAACGGCACGUUGAGUUUGAAAAAGAACUACGAUCGAGAAGCAACCACACCUUUACCGGACACGGUUGAUGUGCAAGUGAUGAUCGAAGACAGAUUUGGUCUCAGCUAUAACUUCACCUACAAUGUGACGUUCACGGAUACAAACGAUCAUAUCCCGAUCUUCAACAAGGCAGAUGCUUGGUUGGACGUAUCCAGAGAAAAUCUGACGCUCGGUGACGUCUUUUUGACGUUGAACGUAUCUGACGGUGACGCUGAGAGUCCUAACAACGACAUCACGUUGAUGCUGGAUAGCUCCAACGCCUACACGGACUACUUUGCUCUCAACGGAACUGACCUUGUGUACUCGAACACCUUUGACCUUGAAUAUGGAGACGGUCCUUUCUCUUUCUACAUCUUUGCUGUCGACGACGGCGCCACGCCCCAAACCGGAACUGCCACCAUCUCGUUCGGCAUACCGGAAGCGACGACGGCGUUACCGACGACGACGGACAUUCCCGACCAGGACACCGGCGGAGACGAGAUGUCGACCAACAACAACAUGGUUUACAUGAUGAUCGCCUGUGCGUUCUUGGCAGCACUGAUUGUCGGAUACCUUCUUGUGUUAUGCUGGAGAUGGCACACGUACGGACAGUGCCUUCCUGACAUCACCAAAGGGGGCGUGGACUGCUGCUCUUGUCCGAAAAAUGUCGAUGACGAGGAAGACGAGAUCAUCGCCAGCGUUCCAGUUGUCCAGGGAACAAAGAACGCUGACAUGCUGGGAAAGCAAUACGGAAAGUAAAGGCACAGGAACAAGCAUACGUCUUCGGAAGUCGUCCUUAAAUUACCUAAAUGUAGGACAAUUGUACAUAAACGUAAAUGCGCAGGUUUAUAACAUUUUCAAAAUCGCACGUUUUAUAUUUGCCGAUGUUUCGAUGAAUGAAGAUCACCUAAAGGAUUUACUAUCGUCGUAUCUUUUUUCCAAAUUUUAGUUGUCAUAGCAUGGUAUCCCUUCUGUCGGUACUUGAAAAUAUCCAAUUUAUGGCUCCGAAACUUUAGUGAAUAUACUUAUCGGUAAACGGCGCAUAAUUUUCGUUUUUUGGUUCCUUUGUUGCACGUUAAUUGCAUUGCAUACAAUAAUGAAUUGGAUUUGACCUACUACUUAGCAUUUUGUAAAUGAAACUGUUUAUAUUUUUUCUGUCCGUUUAAUUUUAAUAAAAGUUGAGAACAUUGUUAUUAGAUUAAAACUUAAAGCGUAAUUUUAGUAAGGUAACGAAAUUUUGUCGUUACUGUUCGAAUAUAAGAUGAUACGGAACUAAUAACUUCAUACAACGCUAGCGAAUGUUGACAAUAAUUUCUUCCUUGGCCAUGUUUCUAGAGUUUCAUUAUUCCUAUGUAUUUUAUCCUUUCCGAUGGUUAAUAGAGAAUAUCAGUGACAUAAAACUGAUAUUUCACUGUAUCAAACAGUCGAAAAUAACAGUUAAAAUUAUGGAUAAUUUUCAUUGUUUUUGGAACUAUUUUUAGAUAUCUUUGGUUUCCCCAUUGUGACCCCAAAUUAAAGGCAAAUUUUACAAAGGGAGGCUUCUCUGCAUAGAUGUUUAUUAAACAUACCGAAGAGCUUCCUUUUAAAAUACAUGGGGUGCGCCCAACGGAGAAUUAUAUUGUCCGGAAUGGAAAAAAUACAAAAAUAAUCAUUUGUUAGCAUAAAAUAAAAAGAAAAUGUCUAAGCUUUUUAAUAAACUUUUUAGAAAGCUUUUUUUAAAAACCUGUUUUCUAUAUUUGUCUCAGUUUUAGACAUUUGACUAUGAUAGUGUGUGCAUAUAAGUGAACAUGUGUUGGAUAAAAUUAGAUAAUGUAUGGUAUCAUAUAUGUGAUGUCUAUUUUCAUAUUUUCUGCUAUAUCUUUACUUAAAUUUGAUUAGCAUUUAUAUGUUAUACAAAUCUCAUCUUAAGUUGCACAUAAUUUUUGUUAUUUGAAAUACACUUUCAUAUUGUUGUAUUUAUAUAUGUUUUGUUAUGUAAUCUUUUUUACUUGUUAUCUGACUAAAUGAUACGGAUAAAAGCACUAGUUGUUACCCACUGUUGUAUUACUUCACUGCAAUCUGGUUUUGAAACUAUCUUGUGACAAUGACAAUAA